This is a messenger RNA of Fusarium proliferatum ET1, 1005 nucleotides long. RefSeq lists its product as uncharacterized. The coding region runs from base 1 to 1005 and encodes 334 amino acids. Gene Ontology annotation, molecular function: ferrous iron binding; oxidoreductase activity, acting on single donors with incorporation of molecular oxygen; zinc ion binding. The record is from RefSeq and is a predicted model, not a curated record. The transcript is spliced from 4 exons. NCBI's taxonomy places the organism in Eukaryota, Fungi, Ascomycota, Sordariomycetes, Hypocreales, Nectriaceae.
AUGACCCAACUCCUAUCUUUCCGAUCAUUGAUCGGCUUCUUCUCUAUUGCCGUAGCCAUGAUUGCCUUGUUUGGUGCUUCACCACUCAAAGCCUUCUCAUCGACUCUGCAGAGGGCAGGCUUUGAUUGGCAUAACUCACAGAAGGAUGUAACAUUUCCAAUAAAGACGAAUACAGCAACAAAGGCGCCUGUAUACUUCUUCAGUCAUGGUGGUCCUGAUGUGCAGUAUAACACAAAGCACCCCGUGUAUCCUGUCCUUCAACAAAUUGGAAAGGAAAUAACGCAGAAAGUGAAGCCGAAGGCCGUAGUGGUCUUCUCAGCACAUUGGAUGGGAGAGGAGCACGCUAUUCAUGUUAACAAUGCUGUAGACACUCCUCUCAUUUAUGAUUUCUACGGAUUCCCCGAUCACUUUUAUAAAGCCCAAUAUCCAAACAAGGGUAGCCCAGAGCUUGCGAGCAAGAUUAUGGUCAUGCUUUCAGAAGCUGGUAUCCAAUCCUAUGGAAUGGAGCGAGGUCUUGAUCAUGGCGUAUUUUCUGGCUUUCAUGUUGCUUUCAACCCAGAAACAAAUCCACUCAACGUACCACUUGUUCAAGUCUCGCUCUUCAAAAACGAAGAUCCUCAUGCUCACUACGCUCUCGGACGUGCUGUAUCUGCACUUCGGGACGAGGGAAUAGUCAUCAUUGGAGCCGGAAUGUCAGUACACAACUUACGUGACAUGCACCACAUGUUCGAGGGUAACACAGAGCCACUGCCAUAUGUUGUGAGCUUCGAUAACGCUCUCAAGGAGGCUUUGGAGGCCGACCCAGCUGUCCGAGAGGAGAAGAUGGCGGCGAUAUGUAAGCGGGGAGAUGCGAAACAAGCACACCCUUUCAUGGAUCACCUUAUGCCAGUUUUCAUCGCUGCAGGCGCCGCCAGUGAGGAUUGGGGAAAACAGAUAUGGACUCUUCAUGAAGGCAGCUUCGGAUGGUCACAAUUCCGGUUCGGUGAUGUUCCUUCAUCCUCAUGA